Anopheles darlingi is the source of this 2754-nucleotide messenger RNA. RefSeq lists its product as uncharacterized. The coding region runs from base 1 to 2754 and encodes 917 amino acids. The transcript has 3 exons. The record is from RefSeq and is a predicted model, not a curated record. Gene Ontology annotation, molecular function: phosphatase binding. NCBI's taxonomy places the organism in Eukaryota, Metazoa, Arthropoda, Insecta, Diptera, Culicidae.
AUGUCGGCCAAUAGUGAACAGGAUCCGGACAAUAAUCCCGAUGUAAUACUAGAGAAGCUGCUGCGUAAAGCCCGAUCGAAGGAAUCACGCUGGGAUCGGAUACGACGGAAGCACCUCAACAAUCUCACCGUGACAUCGAAGACGGUCAAGAAGUUCAUCAACAUGGACUUUAUCGAUGAGGCGCAGCUACGCCUACUGAUGGCUGGUGAUGGAUCUACGGGACCGGGGGGCACCACGGAGCACCGUACGAAAACCAUGCUCGAUCCGGUACUGGUGAUGGACAUACGGCACGAAAUGAUACGUCGCCGUGGCUCGAAGGGAUCGACCAAGGAAAACGGUGGUGGAGACUACGUCGACGACGACGAUGGCCACCGGGGGCCACCAAUCGAUCCGGUAAAGGCAUACCAACAAGAAAACCUAGCCAAUCACAACCGUUCCAUCGAGCUAACGCUGUGCGAGAACGAGCUGAACAAGUUUCGCCAACAGCUGGGCGGUGCAAAGGGUCUCCAGACCAAGCAGCAGUCACAGGUCAGUGCACAGAAGCGUAGCAUACUGUACAUUAACAUCCCGAAGAUCGACAAUGGGCUGAUCUACGAGAGCUUGGAGGAGUGUGAACAGUAUACGGCUCACUUCUACCGGAGUGCAAUCGAGGGUACAGAGCAGCUGCUGGAGGAGACGGGUCAGGACGAAAGAACGCUGGACGGUGUUGUGCAAAAGACCUCGACCGGGGCCACGAUCGAGGAGAUUGUCGAGCGUGAGGAACAGGAUCUCGAGCAACACACUACGUUGGUUGGUGUCGCUAUCGAUGAUCGUAACCAAGAUAUGACCGCAGCAAAUGGACACUCGAAGGAGUCGCCAGAGAACGGAGAUCUCGAAGAGGAUGAUAGUAAGAUAGUGCGAUUCGGUAACACCCAGAUCAUCACGUACCCGCUGGAUGAUACCGUGUCCUUCUCGCUCGACGGUUCCGAGUACGACUUCGAGGACAAUGAUCUGUUCCUGGAGUCGCUCGACUCCGACGUGGAUGAGUUCGAUGAGACAGAAUUUCAAUCGACAGAUAGCACCUCGGAAAGGGCUAGUGAGGAGGAGCGAAAACCGGAAACGGAUCCACUGCCAACGGAUAGCAGCGAUUGUCUAACGGUGUCCCGCAUCGACACCUCUGGGAGCUGCUGCUCGAAGGAUCCGGACACCGGAAGCUCCGGAUUUUCUCGGCAACAGCUGGCCUACAACUAUGAUGACGUUGAGUCGGAGCUGCUAGAGAUUGCACCGACGGCUGAACGGCUCACCGAGACCGAACCGAUCCUGGUGCGCCGGUGCGAUCUGAAGGAUUACAGUGAACUGUGCGUCACGAACUAUCGCCCGGACGAGAAGGAUGAACGGAUCGAGCUGACGGACGAAUCACGCAAAGUGAUUAGCAACGCACUGAAGGAGGGCUACUUGCAGAAUCACGACCGUGCCAUCCAGAAGCAGUACUUCUUCAAGUGGCUCCAGUACACGAUUCUCGAGAAGAUUUCGAAGGGUGCCGGCGUGACGAGCACGCGAGAGCAGAAGCUAAAGCGCAUCAACGAUUUCAUCAGCAACAUACGCCACAACCACAGGAAGAAGGGAGUGCUCCGUACCGGAGGGAAGGGUGCCAAGGGCGGUUCCGAUCCGGGUCAACCGGGCUCGGUGAAGAAAGAGUACGAACACCGAUUGAAGGUGCAGCAGGAUAUUAUUGAGCUGCAGAAACUGAAGCUCGAGCGCCAGGAGCGUAUCAUUACGGAGCUGAAGCUGUCCAAGUUUUCCGAGGCGGCCAAAAUCUCGAAACAGGAAAUCCAGAGUGAACUGCUGAAGGCAGCCCGUACCGGGCACGUGCGUUUGCGGGCAAAAGCGCGCUGCAUCCAGAUAGUCGGCAACAUACGUAACGAUACGUCGGAGGAGGACGAAAUUCGCAAGCUGCAGGCCCAGGGACUGAUGAUACCGCGUUUCCUGGCUAAGAUGCAGCAGCGUGCACUGGAGCGUAGCCAGCGGCAUCAGGAGGCGCGCGAGAGGCGCUUGCGGUUAGAGAAGGAGCGUGAGGACGCGAAAGUAGCGGCCGAGGAAGCGAAGCGGCUCGAGGAUGAGGAGGCUCGGAAACGCCGUUACCGGGAGAUGCGCGAAAAGCGCAAGCUCGAGAAACUCCAGAAGAUCAUUCGUGAGCAGGAGCGGCAGGCCUGGAUCGCGAACAAUCAGAUCGCCAAGGAGUUCCGACUGCUGAAGCUGAAACGGUUCGGUAUGUACGCGUUCCGGUUGCUGCUCGGUGUACGGCAUGAGAACGAACGGCGAUCGAUCGCGUACCGGCGGCGUUACUACAAGCGCAAAUACUUCCGCCGCUGGUGGUACCUCACGAACAGCCUGUGGGAGAGCAAGAAGGCGAUGGCUGAUGUGCUGCACGAGCACAAGAUCCUAACCGUGGCGGUGCGCCAUUGGAAGAUGUACAUGCACCAGCAGCGCUGCAAGCUACAGGUGGCGAUCGAUUGGCACGAGGUGCGCCUGACGGAGAAGAUCAUUUCGAUCUGGGUUGGGCGAACCAAACAAUCGCUCAUGAUACUGCAGGGCAAGAUGUCCCAUGCUGCUUCACACUACGAAUGGCAACUGAAAUGGAAGGUAUUUGAGCGUUGGCAGCGUUUGCAUAUCAUACUGCGUAUCGAGAAGGAAACGGAAAUGCGUCGCCAGCGUUGGCGUAUGAAGAUCUGGGAGCUGCUGCCUGACUACAAACCGAUCGAGGAGGAUCUUUAG